This is a messenger RNA of Nothobranchius furzeri (turquoise killifish), 4297 nucleotides long. It is a transcript of the gene pou1f1, whose product is annotated as POU class 1 homeobox 1. The record is from RefSeq and is a predicted model, not a curated record. Gene Ontology annotation, biological process: regulation of transcription by RNA polymerase II. NCBI's taxonomy places the organism in Eukaryota, Metazoa, Chordata, Actinopteri, Cyprinodontiformes, Nothobranchiidae. Gene Ontology annotation, molecular function: DNA-binding transcription factor activity, RNA polymerase II-specific; RNA polymerase II cis-regulatory region sequence-specific DNA binding.
CGGCCAUUUCCUAAUGUCAUUUUGGAUUAAACUACCUUCUUUCUGGGGGCCUAAAAGCUGCCUGGGUGAGCCCGUUGCUGUAACUAAUGAGACAAGUCUGGAGAGUCAAAGUACAUACGACACUUUAAGAACUUCAUUACCCUGAAUUCUCCCAAUUUGACCCAACAAGGUGCUAAAUAAGGUUGGAGACUUCGGUAAAAGUUAUCUGAGAGUUAAAAUCUCUGAUGAUGACAAUGUUAAAAAAAUUUACACAUUUAAAUUUUCUUCCUCUUCAGCUCCUGCAAGAGAAAUGUUCAUAAGGGGAAUUUUCUACCUAUAACUCUGACAUAUUUAAGUAUUUAUUAGUGUUUUUUCCCCCUUGCCUCGACACAAUCUUGUAAUCAGGGAAAGCGAAAACGGAGCUGGUGAAAAAUCAGAGGAGAGCAGAAGAUCAGGUUUCUCAGCCACUCUGUUCCCUAAUCCUGGAUUUGGAAAUGGGAUAAGAACGUAGGUAAGUACAAACACAGGCAAUUACAGCACUGACAUGGGUUUGGAAGGCGGUGGUAGUGUGUGUGUGUGUGUGUAUGUGUGUGGGGGGGUGCUUGAUAGAAAAUAGGUGGAGGAGGGGGUGGCUAGGUGUAGAUGGGUGGGGUAUAAAUACCUGCAGUAGAACAAGACAGAAAAAUGCUGAGGGUAUGACCUGAUGGUGAAUAAAGACACGGAGGUGCUGAGAACAUCGUUUCAGCGGGUCUACCUGUGAUUUUAAACUUUUCACUAUUCAUCUUCAAGGGUCUUGUUUGAGGCUAGAGUCUGAAACUGUGAAGAGUUCUGGCAGAGGUGCUGACCUCCAUGAAAAAAACCACAAAACGAACCUUUUACAAGUUUUUUUUUUCCCUUUUUUAGCCUUCAGAUUUUCCCAGGCGCCUGAAGGGAGACGAACGCUUCACUGAGCCACAGAGAAAACGGACAAGAUAAGGACACGAAACUCCAGUUGUAAGGCGACUAGUCGGUGAAAAACAGAAAACUUCAGGAACAAGAGCAGAAACACAAGCUUCACUCAAGGAAGGAAACAAAACAAAACAGAUUUCACAAUUUAAAGAAUGCUAAACAGUAAAAACAAAGAGACGUGCCGAGAUAGAGCGAACUAGGACGCACCGACAUCAGAUCUGCCAAAAACCUAAAACCAGACCUAAAACCAGAGAAAUAUGGCAUGCCAGGCAUUUGGUGCCGACUCUUUCUCCUCACUGGCAGGAGACUCACCUUUACCCAUCCUCAUGCACCACGGCUCUACAGGUGACUGCCUACCAAACACCUCUCACAGCAUGGUCUCUGCAGUGUCGUCAGGGCUGUCUCUGGGUCAGACCUCCAAGCGCUCCCACAUGCUUGGUAAUGCCCCCCCAAGCCUGCAUUACCCGGUCACCCCCUGCCAUUACAGCAACCAGCAAGCCACCUAUGGCAUGAUGGCAGCUCAGGAGAUGCUUUCCGCCAGCAUCUCCCAGACUCGCAUCCUGCAGACCUGCGGAGUCCCUCACCCUAACAUGGUGAGUGGUGCCAACCCACUACAAGGGUCUCUGACGCCCUGCAUUUAUAAGUUUCCAGAUCAUGGUCUCAGUAGCAGUUCCUGCGCGUUGAGCCACGGUUUCUCAUCGCUGCCCUCUGCGCUCCUCUCAGCUGACGAGGCCUCUGUGGUUCCCAGUGGAGAGCUGAAAAACGACACCCAAAGGAAGAGCAUGCGGGAACCUGAAGAUGCUCCUGCCAUGGAUUCGCCGCAGAUACGGGAGCUGGAAAUGUUUGCAAACGACUUCAAAAUACGCAGGAUCAAACUCGGCUACACUCAGACGAAUGUCGGCGAGGCUCUAGCUGCGGUGCACGGCUCGGAGUUCAGCCAGACCACGAUUUGCCGGUUUGAAAAUUUGCAGCUGAGUUUUAAGAACGCCUGCAAACUCAAGGCCAUUCUGGCCAAGUGGCUUGACGAAGCUGAGCUGGCCGGUGCCUUGUACAACGAUAAAUCAGGAAUGAAUGAGCGUAAGAGGAAGAGAAGAACCACUAUCAGCCUCGGAGCUAAGGAGGCCCUGGAGCGCAGCUUCGUGGAGAAAAGUAAGCCAUCCUCUCAGGAAAUAGCGCGGAUAGCCAAAGGCCUCCAUCUGGAGAAGGAGGUGGUCCGAGUCUGGUUCUGCAACAGGCGCCAGAGGGAGAAACGGGUCAAAACCAGCCUCAACCUCAGCUCCUGUCUGACAAAACUCAGCCCAACCUGCAUCUCACAAAUGAGUAAAACACAAAGACCGCUGACUUAAACUUCAGAUGAAGUCUGACUUUCCUGAAGGCCACAGCUCGUAGGAACGUAUUUUCCCCUGUUGCUCUGGUCUCCAUGUUACGUCUUACCUCACUUACUUGAACUGAUUUAUUUUUAAUCCCAGUGUUGUCCAGAGGGAAAAUAAAAGCACAUUUUCAGGAAGGUUAAUGUCAGAUGAAAAACAAACAUGAUUUUUGUUGUUGUCUAAAAAUGAUUUGUGACGCUUAAAGAAACAAGAAAGGCUGCAGCUGCCAGCUUUGACAUUUAAAACGAGCCGAGUGACCACAGGAAAACAGGAAGUCUGUUAAACGUACAGAGCAAAUGGAAAUUCACACAUAAAGCAGCAGAAACCACUUUGUAAAAAAACAACUCAGUGCCUCUGAAAACUCAGCAACAGUCCUUAGCUCGUCCUUGUUGUUGUUUUUCCUGGAAAUGUUUCUGUUGAUGGAAGAAUGAAGCUUUCUGACGCUUAAAGGAGCAACAUGCAAGAAUUCUACAGUGAAAUAAUCACAAAACACUCCUGUUGGAAGGAAGGUUGCAUUGAAAUGGAUUUCCUUCUCGGGCGGGGGUUAGUUUUUCUGUCUGUGAACACGUGAGGUUGCUGGGUCUGCCCUGAGCUAACGCUGCAGCGUGUAAGAACAUGUUGAGACUCUGACAGUGAGAAAAUCCCAAAAGAGUCUAAUGCCUCAGUCAUUUUGGAAGGAAGGUUAUACUGAAACAUAUCCAGCUAGCUGCGGGGAUUGUCAGUUUUUCUCCUUUCAAAACAAAAGAAGGGACGUAACUCUUGUUUACCAUCGGUGAGCGUGGGGUUGCCGGGUCUCCUACCGCAGCACCGACAGCUGUGAUUUGACGAAAGCCGGCAAAAGUCUCAGAGUUGUUUAAAGUGGUUGCAGUAAUCAAAUGUUACCACAGGAUGUCAUUUUUACUUCUUUUCUACAAAAUGCACCUUUAAGGAAGCAAAGCCAGCAAACAGCAGCAAUCCAGAAGUUUUUUCUUGUACCCCUAAACCACCGCGUCAUUUUAUAACUCUAACAUCAGGUACAGGAGGCUAGAGGCUAACGGUGGAAUAUAAGCACAUGGUUGGCUCUAAAAAUAUCUCAAGCUACUUUUUCAAACACCAACAGCUGGACAUUACAGUGAAACGUGUGUGAAGUGAAUAAUGAGCCAGUCGUGUCGUUUUACUGCCUUUAAUGAGUCGCUCAGAACUUUAACAGCAAGACACCAAACACCUCUAAUGCUGGAGGCAUACUACCGUAAUAAGUGUAGUAAGUGCUCCCUACCAUAAAACACCUGAUUGCCAUCAGCAGAUACAACAAUGUAUUUUUCUACUUAAGUACUUAUUGUGUAUGGCUUGCCCUCACUCGUCAUCUAGAAUCUUCUGGUGCUGAUCCACAACUGGCAACAGCCAUGAAACUCAGAGCUGUGGUGAGAAAAUGGCCUUUAUGUUUAGAAAAAUGAGCUGCAGUACCCACAUUUGCCCACAGGGUGUCACUUUUACUUCAGUCUUACUUAUUGAACCUUUAACUUUUCCAUUUUGCUCAUAUUUGUGCCAUUCAAACCGUUUCUUUUGUGUGUUCUUGCUGAAUGACGUUACCCUGAUGGGAAAAGGUAUUUAUUUACUGUCGUAGAAAAUGGUUACCUAAUUUAUUUAAAUGUGACAACCACCUAUUUAUUAGAAAACUAUCUAAUAUAUUGUGUUAUUGUUUUAUUUGUGAGACAUGAAACUUUUUGACCAUUCUGAUGUUCUUCGUGUUUGUGUUGCUUCUGCUGUUGCGCACGGACAAACCCAAAGCAGCAGGAUGACUGAUGUCUUAAUAAAAGAGAAAGAGCCAUCUGAAGCCCGACAGGUUAGAGCUCACCUUCGGCUCACUGCAAACAGCUGUUGCCUGGAGGAGCUUGAAAUUAACCGACUAAAUUAUAUCACUUGUCAUAUAGAUUGAUAUGAAAUGUCUUUUGUUUUCCUGCCUAAAAUGUAUUUGUGUUAAACAAGUGUUCUCAUUUGUUAUAAUAAAACCUCUGGAAGUU